Molecule: messenger RNA, 1215 nt
Organism: Cladocopium goreaui
Lineage: Eukaryota; Dinophyceae; Suessiales; Symbiodiniaceae
Source: the annotation of a GenBank genome assembly
AUGUCUGGCCGACAGGUCCUAUGGCAUGCCACAGUGCUUUUGCCCUGGACGUGGCUGCUGCAAUCGUCCUGGCCCGUCUUUUCCUUGCUACGACAUGUCAAGUCGGAAUGGCCCAACAAGGGCAACUGGACCUGUGGCUCCACAAAUGCGCUGCAGCAGGGUUUGGAGCAGGUGGAGCAGCUCAUGUCCUCGGGCGAUGGCUUCGUAGUGCCCGGUUUCACUGAGGACUAUGAAUGCGGCUGGGUAGAGGGCUUGACACGGAGGCUGCUGGUGGCCCGAGAGAUCUACAAACAAAACUCCUUCGCCUAUCGGAUGUGGAACCCCAGACGGCGUUCUUUCGACUUGCUGCCUCAGGUCGAAGGCUUCGUCACAGUCUUGGAAGGACUCCGAGUGGACGCGAUGAAGAUCACCUUCAAAGGAGGGGCGCUGCCCAAGUUGCUGGGAAGCCGGUGGGACUUUUGUGAUGUGCUGGCAUCUUUAGAGAACCUCUUCCUCUUCCGUAGUUUGGGCCUCCAGGAGCAAGUCUUGCCGCCAGCGCCCGUCAUUGUUGAGGGAGGCGCCAACGAUGGAAUCCACGUGGCGCAAUUUAUGGAUCACUGGCCUGAGGCCAAGGUGUUGGCAUUUGAAGCGGACAAGACCUGCUUCGCCCAUUUGGUGCGGAACUUGGGCCCACGGAUCAAGCAGAGAAGUCACAGGUCGCGGCUCUACGGUGUGGCGCUGGCCGGGCAGAUGGGCGUCCGCGAAAUGUUCCUGCGAGAUGGGAACCACACAUCAGCGGUGAAUAUGCUCUUCGAACCCACGGAUCAGUAUGGGGAGCACUAUUCUCAUGUGAAAUGGAGGGAGGAGACCCAGUUUGUUGUUUCUGUGACGCUGGAUUCCCUGCAGAAUGAUGGCGUUGACAGGGUAGACUUCCUCGAGCUGGAUAUCCAAUGCGCUGAGUUCGAGGUGCUGAACUCUUCCACUGAAAUCCUCCCCACCGUCACCAUGGUGGUGCUGGAGUCCUGUUUGCCACCGGGGAUGUGCAAAGAUGCUCCCAAGUGGCCGGAGCUCCAUGCGAUGCUCCGAAAGAAGGGUUUCGAGCUGCUGGUGGCGGCCAACGAUCCCCUGGAAGAACCGGACAUGUGCUUCGAUGCCGUUUAUGUGAACCUGGCCCUGGAACCCACCGCCGCUCUGGCGGCGCUGGACGUGGCCUUGGAGUUGGAUGGUGAUUGAAAA